Molecule: messenger RNA, 3684 nt
Organism: Agrilus planipennis (emerald ash borer)
Lineage: Eukaryota; Metazoa; Arthropoda; Insecta; Coleoptera; Buprestidae
Gene: Rsod
Exons: 14
Coding region: 198-3623 (1141 amino acids)
Biological process (GO): superoxide metabolic process
Molecular function (GO): metal ion binding
Source: RefSeq, a predicted model, not a curated record
CUUGGCCUCACUUUCUAUUGACGUUGUCUACCAAAUGUUAUUUCCAUCAUUAGUUUUUCAAUAUUCUUCUUUUGCUUACCAUCUGGACAGUCGAGAAAAUAUGCCAACGGCGGUAAAUGCGCGAAAAUGUGAUCUCAAAUCGUUCUGGUGAUAAAAAUUGACAAUUUGAUACCAAAUAGUAGAAAAAGAACAACAUAAUGAAGACAUACAACCUAAUAAUAUUGAUAAGCUCAAUACUUAGUUUAGGCUUACCACAAAUUACCUCACUGAGACUAGUUACCUACAUAUCAGACAAUGGUUUACACGGUACCAUCCACUUCGAAAAGUUACCGGAAGGCGUAAAACUAAUAACAAAUCUCAACGUAACACUUGAAUACCCAUCCCAAAUAUGGUCAUGGGCAUUGACAGAAUUUCCCACUGAUUAUUCUCAGUUGGAAAACAGAUGUGACUUUACAAAAAUCGGUAACGAAAUCCUGAAUUUCGACGACAUCUACGGCUACCUCCUGGUACCCGAAAACGGUACCUCCGAAUUCGUAACCAAAGACCUCGACAUCCGAGGACCAAAAGGACUGUUUGGAAAAUCGAUCCUUUUAAAAAAUUUAGAAACUAGACGUAAAGUCUGCGGCUCGAUAAUUUUUGAAGACAAAACCGUUGAAAAGGCUGCCGUAGCAAAGUUCAAUUCGCCCCUAGCAGGAAACGUCUAUUUUAAAUGGUUCUCCACAAAAGACAAUCAUAGCGACAUGCUGAUAACUUCGGAUUUGUACCAUGUUGCCAAAACCGACAAAUUGAAAUCCAUUGACCACACGGAACACUCGUGGAAAAUAUACGUGACCGAGAUUCUGGACCACAAACACGACAGAUCGGACAUAAACUGUAACAUACUGCAACUGGUUUUCGAUCCUGAAGACAAAGGAGACGGUCACGCGAUAGGAGAUAUCGAUAAGAGAGUAGGGAAAGUGAAAAUAUCGACUGAUCCCAACAAAAAUCGAUACAAAAUGUUCUUUAGGGACGAAGAACUGAUUCUGCUGCCUAACGAUCUCACUGGACCACACAGGCGCUUGUACCUCGUUAUUUUUGAAAAUAAGCAUCCUGAUAGCUUCCUGGCCUGCGCGAAUAUAAGAUACGAACACCCCAUUAAUGCUAAAGUUAUCAUACAAUCGGGAGGUAUAAAGGGUGAAAUAAACUUAUCCCAAAAUACGAAAUUCGAACCGACCAUGUUAGAUUUUAAUUUGACUACUGCCAGAGGAGACGUCGAAACCAAAUUGGUUUACAGUUCAUCUGUGGCUGGGUACAAGAUACACGAGUUACCAAUGCAACCACCCAAGACCGUAGCACAGAUCGAAAAUGCCUGUCUGACCACGAAAUUUGUAUACAACCCUUUAAAUGUAGACGUCAAUUUCAUCCCACCCAACGGAUACGGUACUCAAAAUCAGUACCCUAUUGGAGACCUUUCGGGAAAGCUUUUGGGCAGAAAUAAUGCCUCAGGUCUUUUGCCAGGAUCCCAAGAACUAAAGGGACAGUAUUGGGACACCUUUUUACCCCUUCAGGGACAACAUUCCAUCAUUCACAGGUCCUUGGUAAUAUACAAAAACACUUAUUACACUUCAUCGGACAUCCAAGCUGAACCGUGGAUUUGCGGGAGUAUUGCGCUGUACGAGCAGAACAUGAAAUACCAGAAACAAAUCUUUACUGCAGAGGUCACUUUUCGGUAUCCGAUAGUGGGACGAAUUUUAUUCAGACAACCGAGAGAUGAGCCCUGGACAGACACCACCGUAAUGGUGGAAUAUUUAAUCCAUGCGGACGGAUCCAGUUUUAACAACUCUGCCGAUCACAGAUGGGCAAUUCACGAGAACCCACAUGGUAAAGACUUCUACAACUGGUCAGGAAGGUGUCUCAGCGCUGGAGCAAUUUACAACCCUUACAAGGUGGAUUUUGAUAAUAAAACGUCUCCAGAGAAGACUUGUAAUUUAGACAGCAUCAAUCGAUGUCGACUGGGCGAUUUAUCUACAAGGCUGGGAACUGUAGCGAUAGCUGGUAGAUUAAUUGAAAGCGACAAAGUUAGCAGAAAAGUAUUUACUGAUCCCCUACUACCCUUGACCGGUCUUUAUGGUAUUUUGGGUAAAUCUUUCGUCAUAUAUGAUGACUUUGGGCCAAAAGCCAGAGGAGAGCGGCUUGCCUGUAGCAUUAUCGGAGGCGUAUAUCGGAGGAAGGCUGUAGCUAAGGACUGGUUUCCUAACGGGGAGCCUUCCAGUGUCCAAGGGAAACUAGAAUUUUACCAGCAAACCGAAUUCGAAAUAACCAAUGUGGAAGUGGACAUUGAAGGUUUGGAAGACACCAGUGGCUAUCACGUACACAUUACUCCAGUGGAAGAAAAUUUGGAAUUUCCUUGCGAAGCCACGACACUUUAUGGACAUUGGAACCCGUUGAACGUCGAUCCAACAUCAUCCCCAAGAACUUACCAAGGAACCCCCGACCAGUACGAAAUGGGAGAUUUAAGCGGAAAAUUUGGAACAUUAGACAACUAUACUAAAUACACCCAAAGUUAUAACGACACCAUGCUGCCGUUGUUUGGACCACGAAGUAUAAUAGGAAGGUCUAUAGUCAUUCACAAAAAGGGAGAUAACAGAAGAUGGGCAUGCUCAACGAUAGAAAGAGGCUACAGCCCAUCGGAAGCAAGGGAGAUACGAGCCAUAGCUAGCUUUCAUCAUCCUGACGGUUACGCAUAUGGAUAUUUUAAAAUGAAACAACUAAUUUAUAAUGAUGGCAGUAAAAGUGACACAGUAAUAGAAAUAAAAUUGAGACAUCCAGGUGUGAAUGACCGAAACAUAACCAGGGACCAUAACUGGGCAAUCUUUGUAAAUCCCGUUGGAGUGGACGCAGCAGUUAAAACUCAAGCAACAAGAUGUGUUGCAGGAGGCUAUGUGUGGAACCCUUUCUACACUCAAUUGGCGGAUCCACUAAACGAAGAACUCUAUCGUCAAGAAUGCGGUCCCAAAAAUCCUCUACGAUGUUAUGUAGGAGACCUUUCAGCCCGUUUAGGAACGAUAGAUAUAGGUCUGAACAGGGUGGUUUUGGUAGAUUCGAAUUUUCCACUAGAAGGAGACGUUACCGCAAUAGGAAGAUCCAUAGUUAUAAUGAGUCCCAAUAAAAAUCAUCUAAAGUACGCUUGUGCUAACAUAGAGCCGGAUUAUGACAUCAUCAAAUACGCCAAUAUUGAAAAACCACCUCGAUUCGUUCUGGCACAGUUUAUCGAAAAUAUACGCGCAGUGAUGGGAAUACCCGAAUGGAUGUUGAACGUGGAUUCGCGAAAAACCAAAUAUUUACAUCAUGACGCUUGUGUUCAGCUUCUUUUACAUUUCAAAGGGCCAAUUGCCAACAAAUUGGAACAAGAUUUUAAUAGACUGAUAACAAUUGGUAGAUUAGAAGCUCCGAGCUUAUAUAUACCGGGAUAUAUAAAUACAAAACGAAAGAGCAAAUUAUCUUACAAACAAUGUGGACGGAGAGAUCCAAAUGAACCGGUAAAGUCCAGAUAUUACGAAAAUUCUAAUUCGUCUAGGCCAACACUUAAAUUAUGCACACUCGCCUAUUUAUUUUUAAUAUUUAUUUAUAAUUUUGUACCAUAAGAUACGAAGUAGAAACGUUGAGUGCGAUUUUAUACCAAAUGUACGAAAACUGUUCCUAAUA